Juglans microcarpa x Juglans regia is the source of this 306-nucleotide messenger RNA. RefSeq lists its product as uncharacterized. The record is from RefSeq and is a predicted model, not a curated record. The coding region runs from base 1 to 306 and encodes 101 amino acids. Lineage: Eukaryota; Viridiplantae; Streptophyta; Magnoliopsida; Fagales; Juglandaceae. The transcript has a single exon.
AUGUCCAAUGAGCUCACUGGUCUGAUGCAGCAUGGCACGUGGAAAUUGGUUCCACCCCCUAACCACUGUAAACCAGUGGGUUACAAAUGGGUGUUUCGGGUUAAGAGAAAGGUUGAUGGGUCUGUUGAUCGUUUCAAAGCAAGGCUUGUUGCCAAAGGGUACAAUCAACAUCCUGGGUUGGAUUACAAGGAAAGCUCCAGCCCUGUUGUGAAACUUGCUACUAUUAGGACUGUUUUGACUAUUGUUGUGAUACAGGGGUGGAUUUUGAGACAACUGGAUGUCAACAAUGCAUUUUUGCAUAGUUGA